Symbiodinium sp. CCMP2456 is the source of this 2703-nucleotide messenger RNA. NCBI's taxonomy places the organism in Eukaryota, Dinophyceae, Suessiales, Symbiodiniaceae. The record is from the annotation of a GenBank genome assembly.
AUGAGCCUGGAGCCGAGGUCUCGGUCCCCCUGCGAGGAGGAUGGCGGAGCCGCCGCGACCGCGGCCGCGACCGCGACGGAGCCGCCGGAGCCUCCGCGGAGUCGUCGCGGUCGGCCGGUGCGGUGGAGACCCGAGAGAGAGAGCGCAACUUCCGAAGUCCCUCCUAAGAGCCCUUCACGUCUUCGGCUCGGCGAAGAGGUCUUUGCCCGCCUGUAUCGUGAUGCGUCCUCCAAGCAGCAGGCUUUGGCACAGUGGGCACAAGACAAGGAGAGGAGGGAAAGGGAAGCUUUCGCUCGAUCAAUGCAGGCUUCGGAAAAAACAGUACAGGAGAUUUGUGAGCGCAUGCACAAAGAUCAGAGGAAGCAGCCUUGCGCACAGGACGACUCGCAGAAGUACAUGCCGGUGCAAGAGAGCGCGGCGCCGACGCUGAGCGUGAAGGAGCAGAGGAUCUUCCUGCAAAAGCAGAAGAACUGGAACCAGCAGCGCGAAAGACGCACGCAGGCUCAGCGAGAAGAGCGCAGCGAAGCAGAGCGACAGUAUCUGGAGGACCACAGCAUCCACAAGAAAGUCUCCAAGGAGAGUGUAUCUGAUGUGCUCGCCUGCUGCCAUCGGCUCUACAAGGACGGCUGGCAGCGCACCAGGCGGCUGCAAAGGUUGCAGGAGUCUGCACAGGAGGAGCUUUGUCUUUCCAUCGAGGCCAACCAGGUCCAUAGGGCGGCCAGGGGGAGGGCCGCCUCUGCGCCGCCGCGUGCGGCUAGCCGUCCGGCGGGUGGAGAGGUUGCCUGCAUGCGGCUGCACCAAGACUCUGAGGACAGGCGUCGACGUGUCGAGCAGAAACGGCGAGAGCAGGACGAGUUCAUCCGCCAGCAAGCCAGACCGAAAAAGGACAGGACGCCCAGACCAUCAGUCAGUCCGCGGAGCACGCAGAGGGCAGAGACGGAUCGCAAGGCCAAGAGCCCCCAAAGCCCAGCUACAGCGACUACAGCGACGGCGACUGAGUCGCCCUUGUCGGCUGUGUCGCCCGUGUCCAGUGGCACAUCGACGAGCGCCCGAUCAAGCCGUCUACAAGGAGAGAAAGGCAGUGUUUCGGAGAAGACAAGAAGUGCUGCGGAGACGGAGACGGAGAGUCGUGUGGAGGUCGAAGUCGGCGUUCUUGGACUUCUUGGAGCUUCUGGAGAUCCGGGUCCGGGAAAAGGCUGCCUGACGUACUGUGAGGUGCUGACUAGAGGACUUGCUCUUCUGCGCACCCGAGCCGCGGAGAGCUUCCUUUGGGACGAGUCGGUCCGUGCGUCGGUUCUGACCACCGAUACACUGCUGUUCAAGAUCUACGCGCAGUCUCUCUCGGACCGGUGCCUCGCAGAGGCUUCCUUGGAGGUGAAGUCGAUCCUGAGGCUCUGCUCUUCUGGUUUCGAAGGCAAGCUGAGGAUGUGGUGCCAGUCCGAAGCCAGCUGGUUUCCUUGCGAGCCCUAUCUACACGUGACUCUCCGGAGCGCAGGGGUUCAGCAAGGGCUUGGGCCGGCGGCUCCGACAAGAGGGAAGAACUGUAUCAGGCAGACGGCUCACCGAGGUUGUCCUGAGGGCCGUGAAGUUACAGUACAAGCGGAGGCUAAAGGAUCGACGACUGCAACCACGAGUCAAGCUAGGAAUGGACACGUGGAGCAGCUCCGCUACCCCUGCCUAAUGUCUAGGCCGAUCGAGGUGUUGCCGCGCACGGCAGAUGAAGAUGGAUUGUUGGCUUCUUCAUCAACUUUCUUGCCUUUGAGAAAGAAGCUCACCUUAUCACGAAAGCAAGCAAGAGAAGCAAGCGAAGGAGGUUGCGAGUUCGAGGUUUGCAUGCUGCUUCCGGAGGCUGUAACAAGCCCAUCUCCGUGUUUUCGGGUGCAGAUUCCUGGAGAGUGGUUGCCGGACCAUCUGCGAGAGCCGCGUGACGAGCAAGAGGAGAAUGGGUCGGAGAAUGCAACAAAAAGCGGACCAGAAGAGGUACUGUUCUUCUUUCGUCAGGGACGCCCAGCUGAUGCCCACCAGGUGCAGUUUGAGCUCCCAUCGCAGAUCACGAGGCUCACAGCGCCUCAACCGACCACGGCCAAAGCACCGCUGCGGCGGCCGCGGCGUGCUUCGCCAAGCGACUCGUCGCGGCGCGAGAGUGCGGCACCAGAUACUGUUUGCAUGGCUGUAGACUUGAGUACUGGCUGGGAUGGCACUGGAAGACCUCGCGCUUGGCACUCAGUUUUCCUCGCUCGGCCAUGGACAUGGAGCGGGCUUUCCGGUUCGGAACUCGACGAGCGCGAGGAGCCCGACGAGCCCGGGCUCCUGCAGGGCGAGGUGCAGAGGGUGCUGAGCGACGACGAGUGGCUCGGCCUCGGGGCAGGGGCACGGAAGAAGAAGGCAGCAAAGGCAGCAAGCAGAGCAGAGCAGCUCUCCCAGCGCGGCGCGCCGAGGUGUCUGCUUGGCCCGGGCUCGGAGGUCUCCUUCGGCGCCGAGGCCGAGGCACAAAAGCUGCAGCCUGGCGGCCUGGAGCGCAGCGAGCAAGGCGAGGAAAGCGAGGGCUCCGCUGAGGCGUCCCUGCCGUCCCCGGACGCGGAGAUGGAAAGGGCGAUCCAAAGGGAGAUCCAACACAGCUUCGGCACCAGCAUGGCCUCUACCGAAGGCCGGCGGGACCCGUAUCCGCAUCGCUUCUCUUUCAUCGUGUCUCAGCAUCGCUGA